UCAAAAUGGCUGUCGGCAAAAACAAGAGGCUCUCAAAGGGCAAGAAGGGAAUCAAGAAGAAGGUCAUCGACCCCUUCACCAGGAAGGAAUGGUACGACAUCAAGGCUCCUGCGUUCUUCGAAACCCGAAACGCUGGUAAGACUCUUGUCAACCGAACCCAGGGUCUCAAGAACGCCAACGACUCUUUGAAGGGCCGUGUUCUUGAGCUCUCCCUUGCCGACCUCAACAACGACCAGGAGCAGUCUUUCAGGAAGAUUAAGCUCAGGGUUGAGGACGUCUCUGGCAAGAACUGUCUCACCUCGUUCUACGGUAUGGACUUCACCACCGACAAGCUCCGCUCUAUCGUCCGAAAGUGGCAAUCCCUUGUCGAGGCCAGCGUUGACGUCAAGACCACCGACGGUUACGUCCUCCGACUCUUCGCCAUUGGUUUCACCAAGCGACAGUCCAACCAGGUCAAGAAGACCACCUACGCCCAGUCCUCCCAACUCAAGGAGAUCCGAGGCAAGAUGGUCGAGAUCAUGAAGCGAGAGGCUGAGGGUAGCGACUUGAAGGAGUUGGUGCAGAAGUUCGUCCCCGAGUCUAUCGGUCGAGAGAUUGAGAAGGCUGCCAAGGGUAUCUACCCCCUCCACAACGUCUACGUCCGAAAGGCGAAGAUUGUGAAGGCCCCUAAGCUCGACAUGUCCAAGCUCCUUGAGACUGUCGGUGAGGCCAACGACGUGAGUUUGCUUUCAUGUCGACUUGUUUAAACUGUACUGACUUUUCAUCCAGGCCAACACCGGUUCCAAGGUCAUCAAGAGCGGAGAAUUUGUUGAGCCCGAGGUCCUUACUUCCGUUUAAGGUGGUGGGGUGCAUGUAUACCUAUGGCUUAAUCUUGUGGCGGCUGCAUCUCGUGGAUCAUGGUUUUCAUUACUCGUACUGGAUUUGGACAACUGUAUCAUACUUGCGAGGUGUUUGGAAGACUGUAUCUAUCGAUGGAAGACAGACUAUCUGGAAA
This is a messenger RNA of Cryptococcus amylolentus CBS 6039, 994 nucleotides long. Its product is annotated as 40S ribosomal protein S1, variant. Gene Ontology annotation, cellular component: cytosol; ribosome. Gene Ontology annotation, biological process: translation. NCBI's taxonomy places the organism in Eukaryota, Fungi, Basidiomycota, Tremellomycetes, Tremellales, Cryptococcaceae. The coding region runs from base 6 to 746 and encodes 246 amino acids. Gene Ontology annotation, molecular function: structural constituent of ribosome. The record is from RefSeq and is a predicted model, not a curated record. The transcript is spliced from 4 exons.